Molecule: messenger RNA, 730 nt
Organism: Tribolium madens (black flour beetle)
Lineage: Eukaryota; Metazoa; Arthropoda; Insecta; Coleoptera; Tenebrionidae
Gene: Trs20
Product: probable trafficking protein particle complex subunit 2
Exons: 2
Coding region: 280-711 (143 amino acids)
Biological process (GO): endoplasmic reticulum to Golgi vesicle-mediated transport
Cellular component (GO): nucleus; TRAPP complex; cytoplasm
Source: RefSeq, a predicted model, not a curated record
CAAAUGAAUCAAGAAUCACGCCUUUUGCCUAUUACUCACCUUUAUCAGAAAUUUCGACUAGAGAAACUUUGUUGACUCUAAUUCUUACAAAAAAACUAAUUACAUACAAACAAAUCAGAGAGAGUAAAAAGCAGUGAAAGUUCAAAUGUGAUUAAUUAAAUUCACGGUCACGGACCAGGUGUGCGUUUAACCCAAUUAUUUGAAUUUGCCGCUUCAGUGUAGCCAAUUCACUUAACCUUAAAAUUAGCAAGUUAUGAUUUUUGUGCAAAAUUAUUGUUAAUGAAGGCGAAUAAAAUGAUCGGUAGUUAUUAUUUUGUGAUCGUGGGUCACAAAGAUUUGCCUUUGUUUGAAAUGGAGUUUACUAAUAGUAAAGACCCCAAGGAGGACCACCGACAUUUAAACCAAUUCAUUGCCCAUUCCGCUUUAGAUCUAAUUGAUGAACACAAGUGGAAGACCCAUAAUAUGAAUUUAAAAUCAGUGGAUAAAUUUAACCAGUGGUUUGUCUCUGCUUUCGUAACGGCGAGCCUGAUUAGGUUUGUUAUGGUUCAUGAUAAUAGAAAUGAUGAUGGCAUUAAGAAUUUUUUUUCCGAAAUAUACGAGGCAUACAUCAAACAUUCCCUCAACCCGUUUUAUGAGGAAAACACCGUGAUCAAAUCAGCCGCAUUUGAGAAAAAGGCUCAGUUGUACGGAAAAAAGUAUCUUUCUGUAUAAAUAAAACAACAAAUAACAA